Molecule: messenger RNA, 699 nt
Organism: Caenorhabditis remanei
Lineage: Eukaryota; Metazoa; Nematoda; Chromadorea; Rhabditida; Rhabditidae
Exons: 6
Coding region: 1-699 (232 amino acids)
Source: RefSeq, a predicted model, not a curated record
AUGGCAUCCUAUACUAUAGGUAUUUUAGUGGCAUUUGUUGCCGUCUCAGACGCGUGCCUGUCCUCCGGAGUGUGUGGCUCAUCAUAUUGUGCAGCUCCACCGGCUGUUUCGUGCUCUCCAUCUUCCUGCCAACCCGGAUAUUCAUGUGGACAGUACGGAUGUGCUAGAAAUCGAGCAAGAAGUGCCUUGACCCAGAAAGUGGACGGAAUCUUCAUAGAUUCCACGACAUCUAGAGAAGUUCCUGCUUCCAGAGAGAAUUCCAGAGAAGUACCAAAGCUGAAGGGUCAAAAGAACAACAUCUUCGGUCUUCGUCGUGAAUCGUCUCGUGGCUCAUCUGCUGAAACUCCGCCUGUACAACAACCAGCCCACAACUAUGAGAACUCCACGCUGCUACAAUAUACCAAUCCCAACUUUAUCUUCCGACAAUGUUGUGAACAGAGGGGACUUCCGGAUGCUUGCUUGAAUAAGUGCCAUUUCAAUUCGUAUACCAAAGAUGCGUGUUGCGUUAGAAACGGAGUCACCACCACACUAGCCGGUCAGAAGUGUCUAACAUUCUGUGAUCAGCGACCAGAUAGAGUCACAAAACUCGACUACUCUUACGUCCCUUGUUAUGAUAGAUUCGAGAACAUGAAACAGUGUUUCUAUAAUGAAAUAAAGCAGAAGGCGGAGCAACAAUUCGGAGCAGCCAGACGGAGAUAA